Messenger RNA from Candida dubliniensis CD36, 429 nucleotides. RefSeq lists its product as uncharacterized. The record is from RefSeq and is a predicted model, not a curated record. The coding region runs from base 1 to 429 and encodes 142 amino acids. Lineage: Eukaryota; Fungi; Ascomycota; Pichiomycetes; Serinales; Debaryomycetaceae. The transcript has a single exon.
AUGUCAUCUGAUCCAUUAACUUCAAACGCACGUCCAGCAACAGAUUCAUUAAUUACAGUCCGAAUCAUAAAAUCAUUUCCUUAUAGAAACGUGAAAAACCAUAUUAUCAAAGAUAUUGAUUUGAAAUCAACCACUCCCAAAGAACUAUUAGAAAAAUUGCAUGAAAUUAUUAAUACUACAGGCGCUUUAAGACCAUAUAGAAAUGUUGAAUAUAAUUCAAUAAAGAUUUACACAAAAGCCCAUGGAUCAAAAUCUAUGAAUUUAGUUAUAAAUUUUGAAAAUGAUGAAGAUUGGGUUUUAGUAAACCCAAAUAAAAGCGGAGAUAAAGAAAGCUUGUGGGAUUUAGAUAUACGGAAUGAAACGGAAUUAAGUUUAUUCAAUUGGGAUGAUUACCUUGCAUAUAAAGAAAAUCCCGUUGAGAAAUGGUAA